AUGACCCGUGUGAAGAAAACAUUGUACCUUCUUCCGGGCGAAAUCCCACCUCACCGCAAUACCAAAUCCAACCGAUUCAUCACCAAAAAUAACUCCAAGAACGAAUGGUUUGACGGGAAGAUUGGGACAUGGCACUUUACCGACACCGUUCCGGCGCAACAUUCAAGCCGCAACCGACGAAGUGGAGCACUUGUCACGAUCCCCAAGACUGUGACCCGGGAGGCUUACCGGAAUAUGCUUGUCAACAACGUCUUACCUGCGAUCAAGGCAAAGUGGCCACAGAACACUAAUACUCGUGUGUACCUGCAGUACGACAACGCGCGGCCUCAUGUCCUUACGUCCGACAAAGUUGUCAUGGCUGCGUGCAGGUAUGCCAACCUCCCAAUUCACCUGAUCUAA
This is a messenger RNA of Aphanomyces astaci, 399 nucleotides long. RefSeq lists its product as hypothetical. The transcript is spliced from 2 exons. NCBI's taxonomy places the organism in Eukaryota, Oomycota, Saprolegniomycetes, Saprolegniales, Verrucalvaceae. The record is from RefSeq and is a predicted model, not a curated record. Bases 1 to 399 code for a protein of 132 amino acids. Gene Ontology annotation, molecular function: nucleic acid binding.